Molecule: messenger RNA, 3648 nt
Organism: Athene cunicularia (burrowing owl)
Lineage: Eukaryota; Metazoa; Chordata; Aves; Strigiformes; Strigidae
Gene: KLHL24
Product: kelch like family member 24
Exons: 7
Coding region: 589-2388 (599 amino acids)
Molecular function (GO): protein binding
Source: RefSeq, a predicted model, not a curated record
CAAACAAAAAAAAAGCAACAACCUAGAGUAUGGUUUGUGGUUUAGCCAGUGUGUUGCAGUAGGUACAACGGGGAGUUUGUUUUCUCUGACUCCUGUGGUAACCAAACAUCUGAGGUGAAGCACAUCUGCAGAUCAUGUUAUCUGAACUCACAAAUAACUAGAAUUGGCCAAACCCGAGUUAACAGUUCCCAUGCUUCAGAACGAAAAUACCAUUUAUUUUAUUAAGCUUGGUUGCAUUACCUUGGGGGUGUUGUUACUAAUACACAGCAGGUAAUAGUAGACGUGAGGUGUCUGGGAGCUGGAGCCACACAGGUGGUGUGUGGGCUUUGCUGGGGGCUCCUGACCUUUCCCAAGGCAGACAGCGUGGUCCCAGCGCCUCUGUUUCUCCCUUCACAGACGGUCACCGGUCCAGCCACGCCACGGGAGUGCUGGUGCUGACGUGAGGCAGCAGCGGUGGGCAGGGGCGCAGGGUGGAAGCCACCUCCACCGGCAGCGGCAGAAGGAAGCCCAGCUCAGCUUCAGACCGUAACACUGCGAAGGAGAAACUGCAAAUUUUUCUCAAUGACUCUAUAGCCAACUGAUGUAACAAUGGUACUAAUAUUGGGACGCAGACUUAAUAGAGAGGAUAGUGGGAUACGAGAUUCCCCAGCAACCAAGCGGAAAGUUUUUGAAAUGGACCCAAAAUCGUUGUCAGGCCCUGAGUUUUUUGACUUUUCCUCGGGAUCAUCCCAUGCGGAAAGCAUUCUCCAGAUCUUCAAUGAGUUUCGAGACAGCCGGUUGUUCACAGAUGUUAUUAUCUGUGUGGAAGGGAGGGAGUUUCCCUGCCAUCGAGCGGUUCUCUCGGCCUGCAGCAGCUACUUCAGAGCUAUGUUUUGCAAUGAUCAUCGAGAAAGCAGAGAGAUGCUAGUGGAGAUCAAUGGCAUUUUUGCUGAAGCUAUGGAUUGCUUUUUACAGUAUGUAUACACUGGCAAGGUGAAAAUCACUACGGAGAACGUGCAGUAUCUCUUUGAAACCUCGAGUCUCUUUCAGAUCAGUGUUUUGCGUGACGCCUGUGCCAAGUUCCUGGAAGAACAGCUGGAUCCUUGCAAUUGCCUGGGAAUCCAGCGCUUUGCAGAUACGCACUCACUCAAGACCCUGUUCACCAAGUGCAGGAAUUUUGCACUGCAGACAUUUGAGGACGUGUCCCAGCAUGAAGAAUUCCUCGAACUGGGGAAGGAUGAGCUUAUUGAUUACAUUUGCAGUGAUGAACUCGUGAUCAGUAAGGAAGAGAUGGUGUUUGAAGCUGUCAUGCGCUGGGUGUACCGGGCAGUUGAGUUGCGAAGACCAGUGUUACAUGAACUUCUGACGCACGUCAGGCUCCCGUUGUUGCAUCCAAACUACUUUGUUCAGACUGUGGAGGUGGACCAGCUGAUUCAGAAUUCCCCAGAGUGCUAUCAGCUGUUGCACGAAGCCAGGCGAUACCAUAUCCUUGGAAAUGAGAUGAUGUCUCCCAGAACUAGGCCACGCAGAUCAACUGGUUAUUCUGAAGUGAUAGUUGUUGUUGGAGGCUGUGAAAGAGUUGGAGGGUUUAAUUUGCCAUAUACUGAGUGCUACGAUCCUGUAACAGGAGAGUGGAAGUCACUGGCUAAACUUCCAGAGUUUACCAAGUCUGAGUAUGCAGUGUGUGCUCUACGGAAUGACAUUCUCGUUUCAGGUGGAAGAAUCAAUAGCCGGGAUGUUUGGAUUUAUAACUCUCAGCUUAACAUUUGGAUCAGAGUUGCCUCCUUAAAUAAAGGCAGAUGGCGUCAUAAAAUGGCUGUUCUUCUUGGUAAAGUAUAUGUUGUUGGAGGAUAUGAUGGGCAAAACCGCCUCAGCAGUGUAGAGUGUUACGAUUCGUUUUCUAAUCGAUGGACAGAGGUGGCUCCCCUUAAAGAAGCUGUGAGCUCUCCAGCUGUCACCAGCUGUGUGGGCAAACUCUUUGUGAUCGGGGGUGGUCCUGAUGACAACACGUGUUCUGACAAGGUUCAGUCUUAUGAUCCCGAUACUAAUUCUUGGUUGCUCCGUGCAACUAUCCCUAUCGCAAAAAGAUGUAUCACGGCUGUGUCUUUGAACAAUCUGAUCUAUGUUGCUGGUGGGCUUACCAAAGCAAUAUACUGCUAUGAUCCAGCAGAGGACUACUGGAUGCAUGUACAGAAUACAUUCAGCAGACAGAAUUGUGGCAUGUCUGUGUGUAAUGGGAAAAUCUAUAUCCUUGGUGGAAGACGAGAAAAUGGUGAAGCCACAGACACUAUUCUUUGUUAUGACCCUGCUACGGGCAUUAUCACAGGAGUAGCAGCCAUGCCCAGGCCAGUAUCAUAUCAUGGCUGUGUGACGAUUCAUAGAUAUAAUGAAAAAGGCUUUAAACUGUAAUUUUUUUCUUGAGAAAAGAAGAUGGCGGCAUGAAUGAAUCCGGUGGUCUGCCACAAGACAGGCUUUUUAAAGAUAACUGAAGUGGGAAGAUGCACUUUCCCUACCUAAGCGUCGUAUGAAAAUUAUAUCCUGUGCCUUUAAAAAAAGGGUUAAUUUAACUUGCAAAACAAGUCUACAAAUCUAUCCAGUCACCAGAGUUCAGCUGUAUCUGCUGUGGCCUCUGAUAUGAGAGCAGUAAUAGUACAUUGUACUAGUGUUCAGAAAGUUUGCCCUAUGUGUGAUUAGUAAUUAAAAUCUUGGAAGCUUUUUGAGGAAAGUGCCUUCACAAGCAUUUGUGCCUGUGUCCUAAGAAGUGAUAUCUGCAAAAUGUUUCAGGUUCUGCUAAUUGGAAAAAUACAUAAGUAAAUUCCAAAGAAUCAUCUAGGAGAAUUACUGACAAUUUUAAAAAGUAUAAUUAUAAUUCAUAUGCACAGCAUUCUUACAAACAGAUUACUUGGCUUAACCAAGUAGAUUUUAUGUCAGAUCAUGCAUGGUUUGAAAUUAAACAAACAAAACAAAACCAAACCCCAACCAAAUCAGCUGCAUAGGACAAAUACUAGAAUCUUUGAGGAAUGCUUUUUUCUGAAGGAGAAAUUGGUUGUUUAGUGAGCCACGGCAACACACUGUGGUAACGAUUGUGUACCUUAACACUGUGGACCUUGUUCACAGUGUUGCAAAGUGUUCAUCAGAAGUACAAGGCUACAUGACAUGGAAAACCAGUGACCACUGGGGUGUAGGCAUGCAUCUGUGAAGCAAAUUUUGAAUCCCAGUUUUUAACUCUUUGAAAAGUAUGGCUGAAGUCUGAAAGCUACUGGGUUCACUUUUUGCUCACUGCAAAGUAUCUCUAGACUACUCAAGGAAUAAAGGAUCAUGAACUCUGGAUUCUUCGCUUCUCAAUCACAUUAUAAACUACCUGAUGAUAGAGAUGGGGACUUGGGUUGCACCCUGCAGCUUAUAAAUUGAUUUUUCGGAUAUUUCAUCUGCAGAGAUGGCAGAGCACCCACCACUAUUUCUUGGCCUUUCUUCAGACAAUCACUUACUCUAGCACAGUUAAACUACUGUAUAAGCUGCUUGGCCAUCAAUAAAGAAGUUUUGGAAAGGUCCCUCCUGUCACCAGAAAACUAUCUGUGGACCUGUCCACAUAGCCAUAUGACGUAGCUCCCACAUAACAUGUUUUGGAUAAUUUUGAAGCCUAGGAAGUGCCUGUAUUUUGAUCCUUUU